UUUUGGGCCCGCACUUUUUACGAAUUUGCUCGGAGAGGAUUUGACUAGAGAAAUGCAUCGCUAAUCAUACGGACAUAAGGCAAUUCAUAUUUAUUUGUUUUUUUUUACAAUGUAACAUUUAGCGGCGCGAAUGUGACUUUAUACAUGCGUAUUUACAGAGUUAUUUAUGGUAGCGUGAGAAAUGAACAAUGAAGACACGACCGGAGCUCAGAGAGGGACAGAGAGCCGCGCAGACUCGGCGCUAAGAACCAGCGAUGACCGAAUCGCGAAAGCGUCCUGUUUGAACCGAUUCACCAGUCCGAAUGAAUCUUUCAGAAGUUCAUACAUUCCCCACAGAAACACACACACACACACACACACACACACACAUUUACACCACAGAAACAUCACAUAGUAGACUAACGUUGUGAAACAUCAACAGAAAAAAAGAUCUUGUUUAGCUACAGACGUAAGUUCACUAGAGUAAUUGGUGGUCAUUGGUGGUUAAAUAAAGGAUCACAAAAAAUUAAUGAAAUAUAGUAGCUUUUAAAGGGAACUUCUUUAACAGUCUUUCUUUUCAAGUCUAAAAGGAAUCAACCCCUAAAUAGAUAGCAAAUAAAAAAGUGGUUAAUUGUUCAUGUAGCCCCUUUAUAAAGGCAAUAAUAAUCCAUAGUCGUCGUGGGAUGAUAAAAAUGAAUCAGGAGUUCGAAGGAGUCGGUUCAGUGAAGUGAAUGAAGCUUUCUUCACGGAUGCGGACGGGCGCAGCGAAGGCGGCUCAUUCGAACAGCAGCCACACCAACCAAGCAGGAAGUUAGCGAGGUGCUAAAGCUGCAGCACCGGGCGAGUUUUACUCUUCAUACUGGCUACGUUUGAUCUGAUUACUCAGAGAUUUUACUGGCAUUAAAACAAAGAUUUAAGAUUCAAGUCAAGCGUCAGUUAAAGUUACGCUUAACACGGAAUAUGUGGGACCCCAAUCCUUACUUGGUGACUCCAGCAGCAAAAGUCCUGGCGAGAUGCGUUACGUCUGGCACAAUGACCCAGAAGGAGCUUGAUGCUCUACCUCGAGAACCGGAGGUAUUUUCAUCUCGCCUGCGUGAAGCUGAGCAGCUGAACAGAAUCAAACAUGAGAUUGACCAGGUGAGUUUGGAUUUGGAAAUGCUAAGACUUGAGAAAAGCAGUGCAGAUGUGACUCACAACUACUAUCUCAGUCACCGGUUUGCAUCCUUACAGCAGUUUACAACCCACCUUCAGGAUGUGCUAAGAGAGCAGACAAGUUUAAGACAAAGGCUUAUGAAACCUCUGUGUCAGCAGAGCCUCCCAAUACAGGCUGAUCUUCACAGGUAUGUGUUCGAGCUCAUGGGAAUGGUGGUGGAGUUCAUUGAGCAUUUGGAAAUGAAAAUAAAGAUGGUCCGUUUGAUUCCGACCACCGAUGAGUCUUUAAGUAAUCUGAACAAUGCCAUGACGCAGCUCUUGGCUCAAGUCACAGAGGUAGAGAGUCUGACCAAGCAACUGCUUCAGCGGCGAGACCAGUCACAGGACGAUAUCAAAGACAUGUCCAGUUGAGAAAAUGGUCAACUUUAGGGACCAUCCUUCAAAACAUAAAAACACCCCAAACAGUUCAAAAAGUUAAUGUGACAGAAUGACAUUGUCAGGUCCAGAUUAGAGUGGUAACAGUAGACAGUGAAACAAACACUUACUAAGUGAAUAAAAAGUGUUUUUGUAAUCAUUGCUUUAUUCACAAUCUGCUACACUCUUGAAACUGAGCUGGAGCUAGAUCAUUCUUGUUGGCUUGAGUUUUCCAUCAAGUGGUCAGGACAGUCCUGCAUGAACACCCGAUUGUCUUAAGAAAUCUGAAAAAUGAUGUUGGCAAACGAACAUUAUGUAAGUCUUCUGUCUUUACCUUAAGGCUUAUGUAUUACCAUGUAGAUUUUUUCUAACAUAAAUCGAUUUUCUACUUUUAUUAUAGAAAGUGUCUUAUUUUGGAUGUAAUUAUAGAUGUGUGCUGUGAAUUGUAGGUGUAGUUGCGACCAUAAACCAACAGGCAAAAUACCUCUCAGAGGCAUGGGUAAAUAACACCAUUAUACACAAUAAUAAGUACCUGUUUAUCUUGACCGUCUUUUGAUGCUGACAAACUCCUUGUUGACAAGUGUUUUAGUGCUGUAAUACAGUAAAUAAAUAUAUGUAAAUACA
Pygocentrus nattereri (red-bellied piranha) is the source of this 2169-nucleotide messenger RNA. It is a transcript of the gene haus2, whose product is annotated as HAUS augmin like complex subunit 2. The transcript has 7 exons. Lineage: Eukaryota; Metazoa; Chordata; Actinopteri; Characiformes; Serrasalmidae. Gene Ontology annotation, cellular component: centrosome; HAUS complex; mitotic spindle microtubule. Gene Ontology annotation, biological process: microtubule nucleation; spindle assembly; centrosome cycle. The coding region runs from base 940 to 1542 and encodes 200 amino acids. The record is from RefSeq and is a predicted model, not a curated record.